GUUGCUGUCGGAGGAGAGACACGUUGCUGCCCUGUGGGGUACGGACCUGCGCGCCCCGGGCGGCUUUGGUGGGACCCGCAGGCAGGAGGGGUUGGGUGGAUGGUGGCCGUGCCCCGAGAGCACCCGGGGCUGCGAGCUGAGCGCGGACGCCCGGAGCUGCGUGGUGAAGGAGAACGACGACUUCUUGGAGCACCUGGUCCUGCUGAGAACGAUCUGCCUGGGGGCUGGCGCCAGGGAUGAGCCGCACGUCGUGGCCGUUGAUUCCAAAAACACCUACAGAGACCACAAGCCGGUGCCCAUCGCGGCGCUGCGGAGCUCGGUGCUCCCCAUGAUCAGCCUCAAAGGUCUGGAGCUGGUCCCUCCCGUCACCUUUGUGCUCAAGUGUGGAACUGGACCAGUGUAUCUCAGCGGGCAGCAUGUCACCUUGGAAGAUGAUGCCAAGUCCGAAGCCCAUGAGGAAGAGCUCUCGGAGGAAGACCUAGGAAUCGCUCUGCCCAUCGCCUGUUUGGAUCAACGGGACAAAGUUUUCACAGCAGCCCAGGAAACGCAGCCAGAAGCUGCCCAGAACAAGCAGCCACUGAAAUAA
Messenger RNA from Leptosomus discolor (cuckoo roller), 586 nucleotides. Lineage: Eukaryota; Metazoa; Chordata; Aves; Leptosomiformes; Leptosomidae. The record is from RefSeq and is a predicted model, not a curated record.